CUAUAACGUGAAAUAUAUUUAAGUAGUCUAAUAAUUAUUUAACGUUGAACAUAUAGUAUCAUUUCAUGAAAAAAGUAAUGAAUUUCACAAUUAUUCUGCAGUACAUAAUUCUGUUGCGUGAGGUGGUGAAAUUCAUUUCAAGCGGUGAUACCCAUUUUGAAUUGGUUCCAUUGUUCAGAGAAGAGAAACAGUUAUUGUUUGGGCUCAAAUUGAAUCUGAAUACUCAAUAAAAAAUGGCAAAUCGUUACAAGCCGUCUCUACCAGCUGAGGGAGAAAAGAAAGAUGAGAUAACGACGAUCAAAUGUGCACUAAAAUCAAUAAUUCGGCCGCCAUACCAGCAGGAACUGAUCGGCAAAAUAACUGAUCUAAGUCUACAGGCUACAAUGAUUUGCAAUUUGGGUUCGUUGCUGUUCUUAUUAGAGGUGCAAAAGGCAUAUGAACGUAGGCAUCAACAAUGGUGACUUCAGCUUCUUUGCCAAUAGCGGGGAAGAAAAGAUCAACACAUGUUUUAGUCAAGUGCUAGCAAAGCACAACCCAUAAAAUCCGAAGCCGAAAAAAACACCAAAGCCGAAGCCAAAGCCAGAGCCAAAGCCGGAGCCAGAGCAACCAUCAAAGACUAAACGGAAACCCCGUGGACCAGCAAAAGAAAUUCCACCAAUCGAUCCAGAAUUCAAGGCAAUUGUGGAAGGUCUUGAUGAGGUCCAUCGCUUUGAUUGGCCUAGCAACAAAGAUUUCGGUAAUGGCCUCAAACAUCUAUGCAAUCAAUACAUAGACAACAAUGUCACCAAUUCGCAAACACAUUCGGAUAAACACAUAACCCAAUAUCUGAAGAUGAAAGUGUUUCAGAUGAACACAAAUGAAGCCAUUGAUGAGAAAUACCUGCCAAGUGACAUCGACUGUGUGGUGAAACUCAUUCUCAAGGAAAAGGUCAUCAAAGUGCCAGCUAGUGACCCAAAUAAACUUUAUCGGUGCGGAGUUUUGUAUGACAUCGUCAAUAAGUUGAAUGUGUUCCCGGAAAUCGACCUACAUGAUCUCACGACCAAUUCAAAAAAUUGGUUCAAAGCUGUGCCGAUGUAUCUAUCUAUGCAACGCGAGAUAGAAGAAUUUAAUUUGCUGCGAGCACAUCAAGAGCCACCGAAGAAACGCAAAAAGAGAAAGCGCAGAAGACCGAAGGGUAAGAAACGACAGUGGAUCAUCAAACGAAAACAAAUGCUCGACGAUUUGGAAUAUCUACCGUGCAUUCGCAAUUUGGUGGUAGUUCCGAUGUGUGAUUUUCGGCGUACGCAUUUCAAAAUCGACUGUUCGAGUAUGUAUCAGAUCUUGUCUUCUCAAAAAUUGAUUCCGAAACAGUUAACUGAAGACGGAAAACCAAGUGACAAAAAUAUUUCACAAAAGGUUUUCAACGAGAAUAAAGAUUACAUAUGGAAUCAGUAUUUUUAUAUGCGUAAAAUUCGGUGGUUUGUCCGCCGCAAAAAGAAAUUUGACUUUUCGAUAAACAGCGAUGGAAUUGCUGUGUCUCUGCAGUAUUCCACCAAAAAGAAGGAGACCAGCAACACACAAUCGGGCACCAGUCGAUUGGACAUCAUUGACAUGUUGAAGGCGGGCAGAUUCAAAAGAUUGGGAGGUACAGAUUCAGGCAUGCGGAACUGGAAUACCACAACAAUACAUGAAAUCGAUACUUGCAAAGAAAUCAACUUUGUUAAAAAGAGCAAGCAGUUCCAUUGGGAGACACAUCAAAACGUACGGAACGCAAAAGCGAAGCGAUUCACGAAAAAUUUCAUCGAAAAAGAAAGACAGGAUCGAGAGAAUCGUGAGCUGUACGCAAUCAUGCCAUCACCAAAAGGUUCACAGUGGCUGAGCUAUAUUAAACAUCGAGUUAAGAUGACCAAACAUGGAAUCGAAGCUUACUCGACUGCAAAGUACACUAGACUCGCCUUAGACAAAUACAUUGGGAGCAACAAAGUUAUCGACGGAUUUGUGAACAAGAUCACCAAUAAGGAACCGACUCUGUUAUUCCAUGGUGCUGAUGGCGAAGUACCACCUGAUUGCUCGAUAAAAAUAAAGAAACACGUGCGGUGUCCGGGUGUGCGCAAACUGAUGCAGGCAUAUAAGAAGCGACCAUACAUUGUUGUCGUGCCGGUGGACGAAUGGGGAACAUCUCAAACAGACGCAAGAUGUAUGUGCCGAUUCCAAAACCAACCCAAAUCGGCCAAAUUCAAGAUGUGUCGGUGCAUACCCAACGCCAUAACACUGCUGCCAACCAAAAUUGUGUCUAAGUUUGGCAAGACAGAUACAUCUACAUAUCGACAGUUACAACGCACAUUGAACGGAGCAUUUGAAAUAGAAGAGGAGCUAAUGUCAAGAGUAAAACCUUACUACAAAAAAUGGCAAUUAGACCUCGAAUGCACCGUGACUUGGCAUCGUGACGUCGUGGCUGCUAAGAACAUUCUACUGAAAGGACUAUGGACAUUGCUUUGACUUCCAAUACCUGCUGCAAUCAACCGAUAUUGGAAUCAAAUCAACGCCGAUGCCGCCGUCUUCGACGACGAUAACGACGUGGACAUAUCCGAGCCCGAGUUCGAAUAGCAGCCAACUAAUCAUCACAAUA
This is a messenger RNA of Contarinia nasturtii (swede midge), 2608 nucleotides long. RefSeq lists its product as uncharacterized. NCBI's taxonomy places the organism in Eukaryota, Metazoa, Arthropoda, Insecta, Diptera, Cecidomyiidae. Bases 832 to 2478 code for a protein of 548 amino acids. The record is from RefSeq and is a predicted model, not a curated record. The transcript has 7 exons.